AUGGAGGACUUCGAGUACAUGAACAAACUUGAAGGCGGCCUUCGCCAUCUUCGUAUCCAGAAUGCUGACGAAGUUGCCAAGUACUCUGUUCCUGUCGAGACCGUUGCCCGUCCCAACCACAAUCAGACUGGAAAGGAGAUCGAAGUUCUUAUGAACGCCUAUCCCAUCACCAAAUUUCCUACUCGUAAUGUCUACCAGUACGACGUUCAAAUUGGAAACGGCGUUGAGAAGAAUGCGGUCAUAAAGAAAGUUUGGAAUUGCAAUGCUCGCAAGGCCGCCCUGAAGCAGAUCGUCUUCGAUGGUCAGAAGCUUGCCUGGUCCAUGAAUAACUACCCCAACGGUUUGAACGUCGUUGUCGACCUCGAUGUGGAACAGGGCCGGCCUGCUGGUAGGACCAGCAACACUUUUCGGUUGACUGUUCGUCCCACGAAGACCGUCAACCUGGCUGUUCUGAACUCCUGGCUUACUGGGCGCACCUCUAUGUCGGAGGCGGUCCUUGAGGCUAUGAACUUCCUCGAUCAUGUCCUUCGCGAGCAUCCAAGCGGCAAGUUCCUCGCCAUUCGCCGCUCUUUCUUCGACCCCAACGGAGAAAACCAAGAUCUCGGAAACGGCGUCAUUGCCUUCAAGGGUGUCUACCAGGCGAUCCGUCCUGCACUGGGCCGUGGUCUCAUUGUCAAUGUCGAUGUGUCCAACUCCUGCUUCUGGGCGCGGACCUCUUUCAUGGGCGCCGCUAUGGCGGUUCUCGAUUGCCGGGACCAUCAGCACCUGAUGCACCUUCUCAAGCCUGUUGCCGACGGUCAUGGUGGUGUUACUGAGUCGACUGGCUUUUACGAGGUUCACCGUCGCCUUCGCAAGCUCGGGGUGCAGCCGCAUUACAAAGGCUGUCCUUGCCUUGGUGUCGAUUUCAUCGUCAAGGGCUUGCUGAACGCAAACGCCCGCCAGUACACCAUUGAAAUCAAGGACAAAGCCACCGGGAAAACCCAGAAGAUGAGCGUGGAGGCCUACUUCAAGAAGAAGUAUAAUCUCACCUUGAACUACUGGGAGCUUCCUAUGGUUGAGAUGACCAAGAAAGGCGUUGUCUACCCUAUGGAAGUCUUGACCAUCCACGGACUCCACCGCUACCCAUGGAAGCUGAAUGAGUAUCAGACUUCAGCUAUGAUCAAGUAUGCCGCAUCCCGUCCGGCGGAUCGUCUCAAUUCCAUCCACAAGUCGAAGGCUAUGCUUGACCAUGCAAAAGACCCGGUCCUCAACACUUUCGGCGUUGCAAUCGACAGCAACAUGAUUCGCACCAAGGCUCGUCUCUUGCCCAGCCCCGACAUUCAGUUUGGCGGAAACCAGCGCCUGUCUCCUGGCACCAACGGUCGUUGGGAUCUGCGUGGCAAGAAAUUCUACCAGCCAAACAAGAGACCCCUAGAAGCGUGGGGUGUGGGGUUCUUCCCUGGAAAGCGAAACGCUAUCAACCAAACCCAGGUUCAGCAGUUCUGUGACUUGCUCAUGAAGACAUACGCCGGGCAUGGCGGUAUGAUCAAAAACAAGCCCCACAUCCUUGAGCUUCGUGAGGACAUUGGCGAAGCUAUUAAGCGUCUCUACAACACGACUGGUCAAAGUUUUCAGAAAGAUCCCCAGCUUCUCUUGAUCAUUGUUCCGGACAAGAACUCCUUUACCUACACACGGAUCAAGAAGUCUUGCGACUGCCGCUGGGGUGUGCCCUCUCAAGUCUUGCAGUCCGGUCACUGUGUCAAGCUUAACCCUCAGUACGCCUCUAAUGUCUUGAUGAAGGUCAAUGCCAAGCUUGGUGGCACCACUGCUCGUGCUGUGCCCAAGGUUACUGACGCAACUUUGCGUCCUCGCUCCAUGAUCAUCGGUGCUGAUGUGACUCACUCUCCUCUGGGUGUCUGGUCGCCUUCCAUGGCGGCAAUGUCUGUCUGCAUGGACGCUUUCGGUGGCCGCUACUGGGGAGCCUGCGAGGCGAAUGGAGAUCGCCUUGAAAUCAUUGCUACUUCCAACAUUGAGGUUAUUUUGACUCCCCUGAUUCGUGAAUGGAUGGCCACUGUUGGAGAAGGCAGAGCUCCGGAGCACGUCUACUACUUCCGAGAUGGAGUCUCCACCGGACAAUUCGAACAGGUCCUUCAGCAGGAGGUCUUUGAUAUGAAGGCCAUCUUCAUGAAGCUGACCCAAGAUCAGUUCAAGGGGAAGUUUACUGUUAUCGUCGCGAACAAACGUCAUCACCUGCGUGCCUUCCCGCGUCCUGGCGACCGCAACUCCGCGGACCGCAAUGGCAACCCCCUUCCUGGCACUCUGAUUACUAGAGAUGUUACUAGCCCUCACGACUGGGACUUCCUUCUUUACUCGCACAUCGCGCUCCAGGGAACUUCUCGUCCUGUGCACUACCAUGUGAUUCUGGACCAGAUCAAGCACAAGGCCCAAGAGCUCGAGAAUAUGAUCUACGACCACUGUUACCAAUACAUGCGCUCCACAACUUCGGUGUCUCUCUUCCCCGCUGUCUACUAUGCUCAUCUCAUUGCGACUCGAGCACGGCACCAUGAGGAUGUCCCGGCUAGCUCUGGUCCUCAGAGCGGUCCUGAGGUGAAGAUGACGAACCCCAAGCCGAAGGACCGCCCCGUCGAUCCCCGUCUUCUGCCCAUUCAUGGUACCUCUAACCGUCUGCCUUUCGGAAUGUGGUACAUCUGAGAUUGGCACAGCAGUCACGACUCGUUCUCAGCCAAAUCUGACAACUUGCUUGGUUGGUUCCCCCGUUGCAACUUUGUGCUUUUGUGAUUUAGUUUUGCGAUUUAUUAGCUACGGAGUUACACUCGGAAUUCGGGCCAGUGAUAGCUGAUCCAGUUGGGACCGACUGACUCACUCCGGCGAGACGGAUGGACCUGACGAGAUGGCCGUUGC
Molecule: messenger RNA, 2901 nt
Organism: Aspergillus novofumigatus IBT 16806
Lineage: Eukaryota; Fungi; Ascomycota; Eurotiomycetes; Eurotiales; Aspergillaceae
Product: putative eukaryotic translation initiation factor eIF-2C4
Exons: 6
Coding region: 1-2691 (896 amino acids)
Molecular function (GO): protein binding; RNA binding
Source: RefSeq, a predicted model, not a curated record